AUGGAGACCGUCCGGGUGUUGCGCACCAUCUCCCGAGAGUCUUUUGCAACCAAUCGAGACCGGAUCGAAGCCGUGAAUGCGUGUCAAGCGCUGCUGACCAGGCUGCAAGAUCCUUUCGAGCGCGUUUGGGAAAUCGUUAUCGACGUUCCCGCCCUCACGGCUUCCGUCAAGUUGUGUUUGGACAUUGGGCUCUUUCAGUCCUGGAAAGAGUCUGGCGAUACGCAACAGAGCUGUCGCGACCUAGCGAAGAUGAUCGGCUUCAAGCAAGUCGACGUGCUCAGCCGUAUCCUGAAGCAUCUUGCCGCACACGCCGUCGUCGAAGAGGUCACCGCCGACACCUACAAGCAGACUCGUUUCUCCGACGCCUUGCUGACAUCUGCUGGCGCAGGCAUCGACUACUUUUAUGAUACCUCGGCGAAGCUGUACCUCAACCUCCCAGAGUACUUCCGCAGUCACUCCUAUGAUCCCCCUUCCGGCCCUCGCGACGGGCUUUUCCAACGCACCUUCGCUUGCCAAGGACUGACCGCCUUUGAUUUUUACGGUGCGCCUGAGCAGCAGGACAUGUCGAACACCUUCAACGAGUGGCUCAAAGCCUAUCGUCUCCAUCGCGACCCGUGGACUGACCUGUACCCUCCAGAGAACAUCCUCGCCGGGUACAGUCAGGGACCGCUCAUUGUUGAUGUCGGGGGCAAUCUUGGAGAAGACUUGGAGCUUUUUCGACGGAAGUAUCCCGCACACGGUCAGCAACUGAUCCUGCAAGACCUUCCUGACAAAGUGGCACGCGCAACUUGUUCAGCAGAGGUCCAGCGCAUGGCGCACAACUUCUUCACAGCGCAGCCCAAGUUGGCGCGGGGUGCCCGUGUCAUCAUCCACGACUGGGACGAUUCGGACGCGGGGCGGAUUUUGGGCCACAUCAGGGAUGCAAUGAUCCCCGGGUACAGCAAGCUGCUGAUCAACGACGUCAUUAUCCCGGUACGCCAGCCAUCCCGCCGCGACACGUCCGUGGAUGUGCACAUGAUGGUGAAGCUGGGUGGCAGGGAGAGGACGGACGACAUGCUGCGUGGCCUAGUCGAGAAGCUUGGGCUAAAGGUAUGUGGUGGCCAGGUCGGAGGCCCAAAUCGCAAAAUUCAAGGUCGGCGAGGCUCGUGA
Molecule: messenger RNA, 1149 nt
Organism: Metarhizium album ARSEF 1941
Lineage: Eukaryota; Fungi; Ascomycota; Sordariomycetes; Hypocreales; Clavicipitaceae
Product: O-methyltransferase, family 2
Exons: 4
Coding region: 1-1149 (382 amino acids)
Molecular function (GO): O-methyltransferase activity
Source: RefSeq, a predicted model, not a curated record